AUUCUGUGUUGAUUGAAAGCUAAGUCUCUCUGACAAAAGGAGAGUGGAGAAAAACACCCUAGUGUGAAUGUCAAGACAAUAUCAAUGCCCACAUGACUCUUUACUUCUAAACCCAGCAACAUCCAUGCCUCUGCUUCCUGGGUUUCCACCCUUUCUGCCAAUGCCACUAUUAUUUGAGGGAACCAUGGCGUUGUUCAGGAAGUUCUUUUAUAGAAAGCCGCCGGAUGGGGUUUUGGAGAUAUCCGAGAGAGUCUACGUCUUUGAUUGCUGCUUUACCACGGACAUUUUGGAAGGUGAAGAAUAUAAGGUCUACUUGAGAGGCAUACUAGGUCAACUCCAUGAUCAUUUUCCUGACGCUUGUUACAUGGCGUUUAACUUCAGAGAAAGAGAGCACCAGAGCCAGAUAGCUAAUAUAUUGGGUGACUAUGACAUGACUGUAAUAGACUAUCCUUGUCAAUAUGAAGGUUGCCCAUUACUUCCAAUGAAGAUGAUCCUUCAUUUCUUGAGAUCAAGUGAAAGCUGGCUCACGUUAGCACAGCAAAAUUUAAUCUUAAUGUAUUGUGAACAAGGUGGAUGGCCUGUUUUGGCCUUUAUGCUUGCUGCUCUCAUGAUAUAUAGGAAGCAAUUCAUGGGGGAGCAGAAAACUUUAGGCAUGAUCUAUAAGCAAGCACGUCAUGAACUUUUGCAGCUGAUGUCACCAUUGGAUCCAUUGCCCUCUCAACUAAGGUACCUUCAAUAUGUCUCAAGGAGAAAUUUGGAAUCAGAAUGGCCCCCAUUGGAUCGACCACUUACAUUAGACUGUAUUAUUAUAAGAUGUAUUCCUAAUAUGGAUGGCGAAGGGGGCUGCCGUCCGAUUUUUAGAAUAUAUGGACAAAAUCCUUUCAUGGCUACUGAGAAGACUCCCAGGAUUCUGUUUUCAACACCAAAGAACAGCAAACUUGUUCGGCAUUACAAGCAGGCAGAUUGUGAACAAGUUAAAAUUGACAUCCACUGCCAUAUUCAAGGUGACGUUGUGCUGGAGUGUAUUAGCUUGGAUAGUGAUCAAAAGAGGGAAUCAAUGAUGUUCCGUGUCAUGUUCAAUACAGCCUUUACAAGAUCAAGUAUUUUGAUACUUAACCGUGAUGAAAUUGACAUCUCAUGGAAUGCUAAGGACCAGUUUCCAAAGGAAUUUAGAGCAGAGGUUAUUUUCUCAGAUAUGGAUGCUCCAACUUCUAUUAUUUCAUUUGAUAAGUUGGGUAAAGAAAAUAAAGAUGGUCUCUUUGAGGAAGCUUUUGAUAAUGUUCAAGAGUUUUUAUGCAAUGUUGAUUGGGUAGAUCAGAAGACAGACAUAGCAAAUGUGCUUCAUCAUAUCUCAGUAUCAAAUAUGCUGCAAGAGAAUUUUGAGAUGAUUUCUCCCAGGAGUGCGGGCAGAGCUAAUUUCUCGCUUGAAUCAGCUCUGGAGAAAGUUAAAGGCAUUUCAAAAUUGAAAGCACUAGAAGUUGCAAGUCCUACAUUUGUUUCUUUGGUGAAACAAUCUUCACCCUCUUUUGGACAAUCUGUGAGUGCAAAUUCAACUAAAAUGACGAUUGAGUGCCAGGAUGAGGUUACUCCCGAUCAACCUGCACGAGCAUUGCCUUAUACUAAACCAUCCAUGGGCUCCCAUUCAAUUGAAAGGAAGGCUGAAGCCCCAGAACUACAUGUUACUCUUGAACAGCCUAAAGAGUCUAAGUCCUCUUUUAAACCAUCCUCUGAUGCAAAUGAAAUAAAAAGGAAUAUUGAGCCUCAAGAACUUCAGGCUGCUCUUCAACGGUCUCCACAAUCUAAGAUCAUAUCCCAGCAAGUAUCUCAUGCUUCAAUAUCUGUUCCAGUUUCAUAUUGCAGUUCCCUGCAAGGAUCCCCUGUGCCCAUAUCAAGGUACCAUAGUGCACCUUCAGCCCUUGGCAUUACAGCUUUGUUGCAGGAUCAUGCUGCCUCUAGAAGUGAAGAAGACAUCCAUGCAGUUACAUCACCUCUAUCUUCCUCAGCUUCUACAUCUCCUUUGACAAUGAAUAUAUCUAAACCUCUGCAGCAGAGCCAUCCGUCUAGUCAACCACCACCACCCCCUCGACCUUGCACACAAUCUUCUAAUGAGGCUUCUAUAGUAAAGGAUGCUUCUGCAACAGAACCUCUUCCUCCACCUCCUCGAGUGACCACAAUAGCGAGUUUUGCCCAACAAAUUGGAAUUGCAUUACUGGUUAGAGAUCAGUCAUCAUCCGUUCUGUCUCCUCCUGCAUUGUCCCCUCCAGUGAGUUCAUCUUCUGCAAUCCAAACCUCCCAUUCAUCUUCCCUUUCUCCUCCUCCUCCUCCUCCUCCUCCAUCUCUCACAGUUAAGAGCUCAUUUCAACGUCCACUGUCCCCGCCCCCUUCUCCACCCCCUUCUAAAUCUUCCCUCGUCUACAACUCAUUUUCAGCUCCCCCUUCACCUCCUCCACCUCCGGCUAUGGCAUCAUCAACUACUUGUUCAAUUUCUUCUCCACCACAGGUUGGAGUGCCUCCACCACCACCUCUGCCUCAUAUAUGUUCUGCAUCUGUCUCGUCUCCUGCUAGUGUAUCUUCAGCACCACCACCUCCAGCCAGUCAUGUUUCAAGGGGUUCUUUGUCAAAUAAUUUAUCACACGUUGCACCUGUGCCUCCUCCUCCAGCUCCUUGUGCCAAUGGAUUAUCAAGAGCUGGAAGUGUCUCUCAGCAAUCACAUUCUGGAAGCAAUGGUAAUAUACCUCCAAUACCUGGACCACCUUCUGGAAGGGGCCUAUCACGCACAGGUCUGAAAAGCCAGGCUCAACCUAGAAAGGCCAACUUGAAACCAUACCAUUGGUUAAAGUUGACAAGGGCCACGCAAGGGAGCUUAUGGGCUGAGGCACAAAAACCUGAGGAAGCUUCCAAGACUCCACAAUUUGACAUGUCAGAACUUGAGAGUCUUUUCUCAGCAGCUGCACCAAAUUCAGAUGAUGGGAGCAAGGGUGGAAAAUCAAGGCGGGCCUCAGGCCCUAAGUCUGAGAAAGUCCAGCUGAUUGAGCUCAGGCGAGCAUAUAAUUGCGAAAUCAUGCUUACAAAAGUGAAAAUUCCUUUGCCUGAUUUGAUGAGUUCAGUCCUUGCCCUGGAUGAUUCAGCAUUAGAUGUUGACCAGGUUGAAAACCUUAUUAAAUUUACUCCAACAAAAGAAGAGAUGGAAUUACUGAAGGGUUACAAUGGAGAUAAGGAAAACUUGGGAAAAUGCGAACAGUUCUUUUUAGAAUUGAUGAAAGUGCCACGGGUGGAGUCAAAACUAAGAGUUUUCUCCUUCAAAAUACAGUUCUGUUCCGAGGUUUCUGAUCUCAGAAAUAGUUUGAAUAUUGUAAACUCAGCAGCUGAAGAGGUUAGGAAUUCAGUCAAGUUGAAAAGGAUAAUGCAAACCAUUCUCUCUCUUGGAAAUGCUUUGAACCACGGGACUGCAAGGGGUUCUGCAAUUGGAUUUAGAUUGGAUAGUCUCCUCAAACUCACUGACACACGAGCCAGAAACAAGAAGAUGACUCUCAUGCACUAUCUCUGUAAGGUUCUUGCUGAAAAGCGGCCAGAACUUUUAGAUUUUCCAAAAGACCUUGUGAGUCUGGAGGCUGCAACCAAGAUACAACUGAAAUAUUUGGCAGAAGAAAUGCAAGCCAUUAGUAAAGGGCUGGAGAAAGUUGGGCAAGAACUGACUGCCUCAGAAAAUGAUGGUCUAGUGUCUGAUACUUUUUGCAGGACUUUGAAGGGUUUCCUUAGUUUUGCUGAGGGUGAAGUCAAGUCUUUGGCGUCACUUUAUUCUAGCGUGGGUAGAAAUGCAGAUGCCUUGGCUCUUUAUUUUGGGGAAGAUCCAGCCCGCUGCCCAUUUGAGCAAGUGGUAUCUACUCUCCUCAACUUUGUGAGGAUGUUUGUUCGAGCACAUGAUGAAAACUGCAAGCAGCUUGAAUUUGUAAAAAGGAAAGCACAGAAGGAAACAGAAAAUGAGAUGCUAAACAUGAGUAGUCAAAGUGAGGGAUCUGAAUGGUUGAUGCAGAGUACCAUUAAGAGUGUCAACGGUCAAUGAUAGCUGUUUACCAAUAAGCACCGCAUAUUGCAUUGGGAACCGAAGAUGUCCUCCCACAAAAACCCAUCUGAUUUAACAAGGAAAAACAAUGAAACCAUGACAGGAAAAACACACAUGGAAGCUGGAAAGGGUCCCAGAAUUGUUGUCAAUUUAUCAUGGAACAGGAUGUAUAUCAGGAUGAAUUUAAGGAAUAUUGGAAACAGAAAUGCAUGUGGGGUAAGGCAAAGAUGAAAAUCUGGUUUCAGACAGUUAAAGUGUAAUCCAACUGCAAUUCUAAAUGUACAUUUCUGCAGUUCGUGAACCUUAUAACACGGUUUACUGUUUUGAAGCUGAGAUGGAAUUGAUGAAUUCUUGAUCAACAAGCCGCUUGUAAGAUACCUUUACACAAGUUUUUUAUAAAAAGAAUAGAAUUCU
Messenger RNA from Rubroshorea leprosula, 4477 nucleotides. Lineage: Eukaryota; Viridiplantae; Streptophyta; Magnoliopsida; Malvales; Dipterocarpaceae. The record is from the annotation of a GenBank genome assembly.